ACAUAUGGGAGAGGGACGUAGUACCCCUAAUGCUAUAUUAUAUCGAUAGUUUUAUUCAGUUCCACCAUUGAGUUUCUUCUUCUUCUUCAUCAUCCUAGUAAUAAUAGUAGUAGUGUUUGUUUAUUUGAUUCCCAAUUAUGUCAGUAGGAGAGACCAUAGGUGCGAUUUUGGAAACUUUACCAGUGGGAUUCAGAUUUCAUCCCACCGAUGAAGAACUGGUUGAUCGCCAUUUGAAGCCGAAGAUACUGGGCAUGGAUUCCCCAGUAGAAAUCAUCCCUGAGGUUGAUAUCUGCAAAUGGGAGCCGUGGGAAUUACCAGGUUUUUCAGUGUUGCAAACAGAUGAUCUAGAGUGGUUCUUUUUCUCUCCUCUUCAUAAGAAGUACCAAAAUGGCAGUCAAUUCAAAAGGGCAACAAAGGCUGGCUACUGGAAACCCACCGGUUUGGGUCGUGACAUCUUGUCUCGGACCAACAAAGAGGUGAUUGGUACCAGGAAAACUCUGAAUUUCUAUGAAGGCCGUGGUCGUGCUGCUGUGUUGACCAAUUGGGUUAUCUACCAGUAUCAGUAUCAUCGCUCAGAUAUCGCCUCCCUUCCUUCCAAUAGGGCCUAUGUUCUGUGUCGCUUAAAGAGAAAAAAAGAUAAGAAGACAGGGUCCUAUAUACCAACCCCUGAUGAAGCUGUUGCAGGUACUGGGAUUCAUCUGAAUGACCCGGCCAACAACAUGACCUUAGAUGCAGGGCCAAGCCACCAUUUUAGCGAUAUUGCUUCUGAUAUUCGAAAUUAUCAAGUAGAGGAAAUGACUUCAGAUGAGGAUCCUCAGCUACCAGGUUUAUUAAAUGACAUCCCAUUUACUCCACUGGAUUCUGAUUGGUUCUCUGACACAGAGCAAGGACUUGACUUGGAUCUCCCAUCUCCCAGUGACUUUAACAAUAGCUAUGGAAAUAUGCAGUUUGAGGAUGGGGUUGAUACAGAAUUUGCAGAUAGUCUUAUUGUUGAUCCAGAUGAAUACCAUUGUGAAGGAUUAACUGGUCAGAGGAUCUCAGCUGUUGACAGUUGGAACCUAAACCAUGGUUUUGUUGGCAGGCUAUCAGCCCGCCCACAGAGCCCAUUGAAGGGAGUGUAUGGUAAGGGUGGUGGAUCAAGCAGUAACACAAACACUCAAGUGCUCCAAGGUUUCUGUUUGCAGGCCAAAGACAGGGCAGAAUAUGGUUCUGUUAUUGAUCUGCUCCAAAACAAAAACCCCAUCAGAGAGUUCAAAAAAGACAGCGAAGUUACUGAAAAAGCAAAUCCAAAUCUGAGUUCAAUAUGGAAUGAGUCAGUCGGAAUGAAUCAAAAGGGUUCCUUCAGUUCCCCAGAGACAGCUUCUGCAAGCCAUGAGCCAAGUUCCACACCAGGUUACCCUGUCAAUUUACUUGCAGGCAUACUAUUGUUGGUGCUGGACAUCAAUGCAAACAUUUAAAAGCCUUUGCCAUGAGGUGAUAUUAUCACAUUUCAAAAUUCACCCCUUGCUGUACACUCUUUAUUUUUUUCAUUUUUAAAAAGUAGAAACUUAUCUUGUGUUCUCUAGAAGGUACCAACCGGCCAGUCAUAACCAAAAAAAUUCACACAGUGAAGAAGCAUCAAGGAAGAGAAGCAUGUGUGUUUUUUUUUUGGCUACAUGGAGAUAUCUUAAACUCAAGGUUCUGCAAGAAUAGCCUUUACAUAUUUGGCCAUGUUGGUAAAUGCUUUAUAUGGAGUGAGGAUUACUUUCUAUGGAUUUAUAAUUAUGUAUGUUGUCUUUAAGGAUAUUUGAGUGUUACAAGCAGUAUGGAUAGUAGAUGUAACAUUGGUGAAGACUCAAGAGAAGUAAGUGGGUUUUGUAGUAUGGAGAUAUCUUAAACUCAAGGUUGCAAGGAUACUACUUAAGUACUUGGCCAUAGUUUGUAGAUGCAAUAUGUGGAGUGAGGAUCACUUUGUGGAUAAAAACAUAUACGUUUGUUGUACUAGAUGCACAUGUAUGUAAUGUGUUCUUGAUGA
Messenger RNA from Vitis riparia (riverbank grape), 2014 nucleotides. Its product is annotated as protein NTM1-like 9. The transcript has 5 exons. NCBI's taxonomy places the organism in Eukaryota, Viridiplantae, Streptophyta, Magnoliopsida, Vitales, Vitaceae. Gene Ontology annotation, biological process: regulation of DNA-templated transcription. The coding region runs from base 138 to 1457 and encodes 439 amino acids. Gene Ontology annotation, molecular function: DNA binding. The record is from RefSeq and is a predicted model, not a curated record.